GUGUUCUAAAUCAGAUCCGCCCACAUUAAGGGAUGCCUGAAACUGCGCAGGGCAAAAGCGACCCUCUAACCGGGCUGGACAGCAACAGUCCGGGGUAAUUAGAUUUCGGCGUCACAAAAGACAAAACAUUUCACUUCAUUUCGUUUUAAUACAAACCCGUACUUCCAGAACUAAGGAUAUUAACCGACAUUCAUCUGGUGGUGUGUGAUUUCAAGAACGCCAAUUGACCCACAAGAGCAAGAAAUCACUCAAAAAACGAUUAGAAGUUCACCGAAGUUUCUCAGUAUUCAUCAUGGAGGAGAAGAAGAAGGAGGAGAGCGAAGCGGAGAUCCACGAACACGGACCCGAACAUUGGUUCUCCAAAUGGGAGCGCCAAUGCCUCGCAGAGGCCGAAAGGGAAGAGCCGACCGAGGAGGAGGUGGACCAAAACCAGGAGAAACUCUGGCAUCUCUUCCAGAAUUCCGCUACGGCGGUGGCGCAACUUUAUAAAGAUCGAGUCUGUCAUCAGCAAGGACUGUCAUUGUGGUCUCCAUUUCAAAAUGCUGCAACAGCAGUGACUAAUCUUUACAAAGAGAGCAUUGAUGCACACAAGAGGAGCUUUGACUUAGGAAUCCAGACUGGUCAUCAGCGACGUAAUAAAGAUGUUUUGGCCUGGGUAAAAAAGCGAAGAAGAACUAUACGAAGGGAGGAUUUGAUAAGUUUCCUAUGUGGUAAAGCGCCACCACCAAGGACUUCUAGAGCAACCCCCAAACUGACUGUCAUGUCUCCGAACCGACCACCUUCAUCGGACACCGUAUCAUCUGUAGAGACUGAUUUACAACCAUUCUGUGAGGCCAUAGCACUACAUGGUCUAAGUGGUGCAAUGGCUAGCAUCAGCGUCCGCUCAAGCACUCCUGGCUCUCCGACUCAUGUCAGUGGCAGCUCAAAUGCAGGGCGCAGAAGGAACGGACUGCACGAUGUGGACUUGAACACUUUUAUAUCAGAGGAGAUGGCCCUCCACCUUGGCAGUGCAGGCACCAGGAAGCGGACCUCGGUCCAGUGCGCCGACGUCAUCACAGACUCCCCAACCCAUAAACGCAACAGAAUGCUCUGAACUCAGUUGUUGUUCUGUAUGCUUUGUGCUGCUUAAAAUAAAAGCCACUUGAUCCUCAA
Messenger RNA from Sinocyclocheilus grahami, 1152 nucleotides. RefSeq names its product HUWE1 associated protein modifying stress responses a (gene hapstr1a). The record is from RefSeq and is a predicted model, not a curated record. The transcript is spliced from 4 exons. Lineage: Eukaryota; Metazoa; Chordata; Actinopteri; Cypriniformes; Cyprinidae. Bases 293 to 1093 code for a protein of 266 amino acids.